Molecule: messenger RNA, 802 nt
Organism: Tuber aestivum (summer truffle)
Lineage: Eukaryota; Fungi; Ascomycota; Pezizomycetes; Pezizales; Tuberaceae
Source: the annotation of a GenBank genome assembly
GCGUUUUCUUGUAGUAGUGAUUGACCACAAGGAAGGCUAAGCAAAGGGAACCUCGCGCAAUUAUGCACAUCUAAAAGGUACUAAAACCACCAAAUUCUCUGCGAUUGUGAAUUCCCAAACUCCUCCAAAGAUCAGGGAGAAACCCCAAAUCCAAAGCUAUGUACUUCCCAACCCUCCCCCUAUUCCUAUUCAUCUCCACCCUUUUCACCACUUCCCUCAGCCUCCCCACCACCGCCCUCAAACCUAGAGACUACACCUCAACUACCGCAAAAAUCGAUACCGUAAUAAGCGACCUCUCCGGACUCGAAACUACCGUCAUCGCAUUCAACGGUGCCCCCGUGGAUGCACAAUCCAUCGGUGCCGCGGCGGGAAAACUCGACAACGACCUUCGCCUCGCCACUGCAGACAUUGGCGCAUCGACAUAUUCCAUUUCAGAAAGCGCUGCGUUGAGGGCUCUGGUGGUGCCGCUAGGGCCUAUUCACACCAACGGAUUGGCGGCGUUAAGUGCUAAAGUACACCCCUUUAUUCCUUUUAGUUUUUCUUGGUAGGGGGAGGGUUCUGAUUGGUUGUAGGUGCCGAUGUUUGCUGCCCUGGGAGUAACUCCACAGGUAAAGGACCAAUUACUCCAGCUAUCGUCUGACAAUGAUGGCUUCUGGACGGCGUUGGCGAGGAAGCUCGCCGCCGGAGAUCGGGAUGCUGUGGCGGCUGCGGGGAAUCAGGCAAGAGUGGCAUAUCAAGAUGCUAUUUCGGAGUUUUGAAUGGGAAGUGUAGCGUAGGGUUAUAGCAAAUGUGUCUGUAUGUG